UCCAAAUCAUGAAGAUCAUAGUCGUGAUGAAACGCUGCAAAUUCAUUAUAGAUGUUAGCAACCAAGAGCCCAUCCUAGAAAUAAAAAACAAAAUCCACCGCCUCAUCGGAAUCCCCGCCCAGUCCCAGACCCUGAGGGUUUGGGACUGGGAGUUGAUUGACGGGCUCGACUUAGACGACUAUCCGCUCAUCUCCGACGGCACAAACAUCAACCUCUCGACCACAAGCACCCCAGAAUACUCCUCCUUCAACGACGCCAAGAUGAAGAUCACGGUCAAAUUCUCGGCGAGGAAGAUCGAGAUCGAGGCCGACCAGAACGACACCGUGUGGAGCCUGAGGGAGAAGAUCCACAUCAUGGACGGAACCCCGAUGCGGAAAAUGGCGUUGUUCUUCAAUGGGGCGGAGAUGGAGGAUGACUUCAGGAGUUUGCACGAGUACGGGGUGGGUGGGGGCGACGAGGUGGUGGUGUUUACGAAGACGGUGGGGCGGGGGGCGGGGGAGGCCACGUCGAGGAGGGUGGCGGUGGUGGUGCAAACGUCGUCUAGUUUGAUGGGCGGCGCCCGAAUUCCGGUGGAGGUGGAGGAUUCGAGUAGGGUUAGUGAGGUGAGGGAGAUGUUGGUGGAGAGGAAAAUGCUGCCGUUGGAUGAGUAUAUACUUAUACAUAAGCAGAGGAUAAUGCGUGAGGAUUGUAGCAUGCGUUGGCAUGGGGUGGAGACAGGCGAUAUUUUGUAUGUUUUUAAGGGGAGUGUUAGUCGGGCUGUCAUCUAAUCCAACGCUUCAUUUAUUUCCAUAUUUCUACUGCUUAUAUUCGA
Salvia miltiorrhiza (redroot sage) is the source of this 811-nucleotide messenger RNA. RefSeq lists its product as uncharacterized. The coding region runs from base 9 to 767 and encodes 252 amino acids. The transcript has a single exon. The record is from RefSeq and is a predicted model, not a curated record. Gene Ontology annotation, biological process: proteasome-mediated ubiquitin-dependent protein catabolic process. Gene Ontology annotation, cellular component: cytosol; nucleoplasm. Gene Ontology annotation, molecular function: proteasome binding; polyubiquitin modification-dependent protein binding; ubiquitin binding. NCBI's taxonomy places the organism in Eukaryota, Viridiplantae, Streptophyta, Magnoliopsida, Lamiales, Lamiaceae.